Phanerochaete carnosa HHB-10118-sp is the source of this 1257-nucleotide messenger RNA. RefSeq lists its product as uncharacterized. NCBI's taxonomy places the organism in Eukaryota, Fungi, Basidiomycota, Agaricomycetes, Polyporales, Phanerochaetaceae. The record is from RefSeq and is a predicted model, not a curated record. The transcript is spliced from 3 exons. The coding region runs from base 1 to 1257 and encodes 418 amino acids.
AUGCUUGGUCUCGUAUGCAAGCACUGGUCUGAAGCGAUCAGACCUAUUCUCUUCCAUACACUCGAGUUGCGCGACGCCGAAGACGUACGAUUCCUCAAGAACAUCACCAACAGUCCCAGAAUUACAGCUUCAUGUCUGUCCAAGUCCUUUAAACAGAUAUUUAUCCGUCAAGAAGCUACAGGGGGAAAGCCCUGGCUUCACCAUGUCCAUGGACUUUCAACCCGACUCCGGGAGACAAGAUUCGAGUGUAGCGUCGUGAACCGUUCGGGCAAUUUGGUAUCAACGGCAGGCUGUUGGGCCCUAUUUGAGUUGGUACCCAUCGUCACUCCAUCCUAUGUCCGGCUUUCCAUUCUCACUCUUGACAAUGUCGUAUUCAUGAGCAAGACCGAGCUCGCACGGCUCAUCGACAAUUUCCCCACCCUCUCUGAAUGUCAUUGCUGGCGACUUGCCUUCCUAGACCCGUCGCCGGUCGUCCAGUCACGUAGAACUCAGCGACGUGCUCUGCCAACUCUCCACUCCCUGGGCUGUAAGAUACAGCAUUAUCUUGACGACCGUACAUGGGAUGCCACCCUUCAAGGCCUGCUUGCGCUGAUGCCAAACAGACCUGGAAGGGCGAGUGUGCGUCUUGAUGAUCGGAACGGCAAUAUGUUUGAUGCGGUGUCAAUUGGUUGCGCUUCAUUCGGCCCAGGUCGGUACUCUGUGUGCAACUACAUCUAUAUUCAAGUCAAGGUUUGCCGACUAAGUGCAAGCCAAGGUGCAAGUCCACCACUGGCGCAUGUCGAGAGCAUCACUCUCGAUCUCUCAUAUAAUGAUGCCGAAGUUGUGCACACCCUUCCAUUGGACGCCUUGCGAGACGUAAUUAACUCCCCAUAUGCGCGCUCCCUUUGCAUCAACUUUGCCGAGCCGGGAUAUGAAGGAUUCAAGGUCAUGAAGGGGAUCUUGUGCUCCGUCUUGCGCCGCAUGCAGCUGACCUGGGCCCUCGAAUCAGGAAAACUCCGGUUCUGGGAUCGAUAUCGCGAUCGUGAUCCCAUCACGAGUGCGGACAUUCUGUCUGCAUCGAAAGAGCACACUAUCGACGGCACGAUGAUCACUCUCGACAUCAAUGAACAAGCCGAGUGGUUACUACGCCCGGUUCGCUUUCCCAUUCAUGAAUUCACAAAGGAGCAAUACCUACGAAAGCUCGUAAGGACUCGCACAGGUGGAGUGUUCACGGACACGUCCCACAGCCUCUGGGACAGCAUUGUCCGCAGCAGAUAG